This is a messenger RNA of Cuscuta campestris, 519 nucleotides long. Lineage: Eukaryota; Viridiplantae; Streptophyta; Magnoliopsida; Solanales; Convolvulaceae. The record is from the annotation of a GenBank genome assembly.
CACAGUUCUGACCAUACUAAUCCCAUGAAUGAUGGUGAGUCUCAUGAAGAUUCAAGGCAAGAUUUACCGUUUAAAUGGUGCCCCACUACUGAAGUACUGAGACAUGAUGCAUCGAUAACAAGGAGUGAGUAUCGUGAAGGUUCAAGGAAAAACACACCCCAUCACGUUGAUAUAUCUCAUGAUUCACCAUGUUCUAGAGGUGGUUCUUAUGAAGGCUUAAAGCAUGAUAUACACAGUAAUCAUGGUCCAAAGCACAAUGCAUCUCUAGCAGGCUGCCAAUCAGAAAGAGGUACAAAUUCAUUGAAAAAAACAAAUCAUCAAGAGCAAGGUGGAUUCCAAAAGCAAGUAGUGACUAUGCAGUUAUCGACUACUACAAAAGUUCUUUUUCAGAAUGGUAAGGGUGAACAACAGAAGGUUUCUCAAGGAACACCCAUAACUACUGCCAGUGACGCAGCUGUUUUGCAACCACAAAAAUGUACAACUGUUAGGCAUAAUGUAACCCACAAGGAAAUGAACAAG